Messenger RNA from Helicoverpa armigera (cotton bollworm), 384 nucleotides. RefSeq names its product general transcription factor IIH subunit 5 (gene Tfb5). Gene Ontology annotation, cellular component: transcription factor TFIIH holo complex; transcription factor TFIIH core complex. Lineage: Eukaryota; Metazoa; Arthropoda; Insecta; Lepidoptera; Noctuidae. Gene Ontology annotation, biological process: transcription by RNA polymerase II; nucleotide-excision repair, preincision complex assembly; nucleotide-excision repair. The coding region runs from base 163 to 384 and encodes 73 amino acids. The transcript is spliced from 2 exons. The record is from RefSeq and is a predicted model, not a curated record.
UCGUUUGCUCAUUUGUGGUUCAAUGUUGUUUGCGUUACAAACUGUGAAAUAAUUGGAAUUUUCAGGCGUUCUUUAAAGUAAUUUUGCCUUGCAAGGCCUAUGAUAAACAAGUCUUACCUUCUAUAUACUCCUUCACCCCGCAUCUGGUUGAUAAAAUGAACCAUGGUGAAUGUUAUGAAAGGAGUUCUCGUCGAAUGUGACCCGGCUAUGAAACAAUUCCUUCUUCACUUGGACGAGACCUUAGCCCUUGGCAGGAAGUUUAUUCUUCAAGACCUGGACGAAACACAUCUGUUCAUAUCAUCAGAUAUAGUGGAAACACUACAAGCUCGAGUGGAUGAUUUGAUGGAUCAACUUAGCAUACCAGUGCAUGACAAGGGAAUGUAA